AUGAAGGAUCCCUUGCAGCAAGACAUUUGCUUCGCUGAAAAUGAGGAGAUCAUGGAGGAAGUACAAAGUGCUGAACUGCAAAAUUUUUUAAACCAAACUCCCAAGUUGCCAAUGAAGCGACAAGUCCAAGAACAACGAGAGUUGAAUGGUAAAAGUACUAAACAGGAUGAUCCUUCUAGUAUUACUCCAAAAAUAAUGCAAGCUAAGAAACAUCCAUGCGUUCGAGAGUUUAAGCCUGGUCCAAAAUGGUACAAUAGUUCCCUUAUGGAGGGUAACAUGAAUUAUACAGCUCCUUAUGUUCCUCCACAUCGGCGCAACAAGCAAGGUGCUCUAAAUAUGGCUGGUUCAUGUUCAAGGCCCCCAUAA
Molecule: messenger RNA, 366 nt
Organism: Oldenlandia corymbosa var. corymbosa
Lineage: Eukaryota; Viridiplantae; Streptophyta; Magnoliopsida; Gentianales; Rubiaceae
Source: the annotation of a GenBank genome assembly